This is a messenger RNA of Macroventuria anomochaeta, 2892 nucleotides long. RefSeq lists its product as uncharacterized. NCBI's taxonomy places the organism in Eukaryota, Fungi, Ascomycota, Dothideomycetes, Pleosporales, Didymellaceae. The transcript has 2 exons. The record is from RefSeq and is a predicted model, not a curated record. The coding region runs from base 278 to 2635 and encodes 785 amino acids.
UUUUUUUUUUUUUGGCGUGGCUCUGGACGCGCACUGAUAACUGGUAAAUGGCGCCAACCUCCUCGCGGCUCACUCCUGUAUACCCACACUCCAGCCGGUCUCCAUCGCUGCCUGUUGUAAUGGUGGCGGCUGAGCUCGCGUGAUGUUUCAGCCUCACUAUGCUGCCAGCACAUGCUUGAAAAAGCAGGAAUCUGCCUGUGCUGUCAGACACAACUGAGUACCUAGAGGUCGAUUGUUCACAAAGGAGUAGUGAUUCAAUACAGUUUUUCUAUCGCCAAUGGAGCCUUACGUUUACAAGCCACUCGGCCAGGGCGAGAUUAGAGUCCUUGAAUUACACCCCAAUAUCGGCAAACAGCCACUGACCGGGUCGAUCCUCCAUGUUCCUCUGACGAAUCCGAUCUAUCAUCCAAAAACUGCGGACAAGGAAGAACAUCUCGAACACCCACACGGCUACGAUGCGAUUUCGUACACGUGGGGGAAAGAUACCACGACACCAUACAGUCUUGUGAUCGACGGUGACCGAACCAUCGGAGUCACGGCGCACCUACAUUAUGUCCUGCAGAAGAUUGUGCGUCCCGACACGAGUGUUCUCGUCUGGAUCGACGCCGUCUGCAUAAACCAGGCGGACCGAGACUCUGAGGAGAAAGCCCAGCAAAUUCGACUGAUGCCAGAUAUUUAUCGUAUCGCCAAGCGUGUGCAAAUUCAUCUAGGCCCCGAAGUAGAUGAUAGCCCCCUCGCAAUCAAGUUUCUGGAGCACAUGGCAGAAUACAUGGAGUACCUGGAUGAAAGCUUGAACAUCUCCAAUUCACAGGCGUACGCGCUUGCUCUGGAGAAUGGAUAUGCUCCUCCCGGGAAAGAAGAUAAGACAUGGAACGCCCUGCGGUCGUUCUGGUUGCGCCCAUGGUUUCGUCGUGUUUGGGUUGUGCAAGAAUUGGUAAACGCCACCGAUCUUGUCAUUCAUUGUGGCGACCUCGAGAUCGACUGGAGGAAGCUUUGGCUAGCAGCCCGCGUGUGCCAAAACAAUAACCGAUUGAUGGAAACGGGUCUGACAAUGUUCACAUACCACAUUGCUGUGGACGCUUUGGAGGGCGCGAACUCAUUCUUCACCAUGGCAGACAUUCGGCUUCGCGCUUGGGGUUAUAUGAGCCCUUCAUACAUGGUUGUGUCGUGGUGCACUGAUAAAGACAAACAGGUCCCUGCUGCUCAGCUUGGCGAAAGAGGCUUACGGCCUCACGAGAGACUGCCUUUGCGACGAGAUCUGCCCGCUCUUCAAGCUUAUGAACGCUUGAUGAGACCGAGGUUACUGCAAGAUCACGCAGCAGGGAGAGCUAAAUUCAACCUCAAGCGCCCGGGCAUGCUCGAAGUGCUCAACAGGACGAGGACUUUCCUCGCUACGAAUCCAGUGGAUCGUCUAUACGCGCUACUGGGUCUUGCCAGCGACAUCGAUACGGAUGAUCCGAAUUUCAGAAUCGAGUACUCGGCCGAGCAGCCUCCAGCCAAUGUUUGCCAACGCUUUGCAGCUGGGCUGAUAAAACAAGGCCAAGGUGCUGCCGUGCUGGGUGUCGCUGGGACAACCAGGCAGGCAUGUCGGACCACAUCUGACGCCCUCUCCUGGGUUCCUGACUGGACAACCCCAAUCCGUCCAAACAAUGCGUUCCCUUCCAUGAACUUGAUGAUGCACGGUCUCACUGUACCGGGCAACAAGGACAUUCGCGAAGAACUCCUAUACUGCGCCGCAGGGAACUCUACCAUGGAGGCCCGGUUCCUCGACGAAGACCGCACGCUCGUCGUCCGUGGUGCUCGUAUCGACACCGUUUUGCACAUCACGCAAGGGCAAAUGUUCGCCCCACCACACUGGUACAUAGCCACCUUGCAAGCACUUGCCGGGCCAGGAGCAAACACAGAGGUCAUUGAGGAUGCCCUUUGGAGGACGCUCAUCGCAAACCGUACCAGCAAGGGGGAACAAGCUCCACCGGAAUUCGCCGUGCAGUACCAGGCAUACAAGCAACGGUUGAUCGAGGCGUUCGGACUUGCAUUGAUCAUUCUGGCCCUCCUCUUCGUCAUAUCGCUGCCAUGUAUCGUUAUUCUUGCGAGGUUGGUCCGCAUGGUCUACUUUGUCCCACUAUACACCAUUAUCUUCUUCAUGGGCUGGGACGACUCGCCGCUAACAACCACCGUGGCCACAAUCCUGCUCCGCAACUACUCGAUACCAGUCGUCUUGGUCGGGUGCUGCGUACUCGCCUGGCGAGCCAGAGCUCUCCUCGGUUCCUGCCUAGUCAAGGUCGACUACGGAUGGCAAUACUUCGCCGGGUUCGUCAUGGCCGUUAAUCCAAACGGCCCCAGACACCACAAUGGGCCUCCCGAGUGUGCCGACUUUAUGCAAAGUUUUCUGCUCCUGGCUGGUCGGUAUAAUUUGGGAGUUACAGCGAACGGCUACAUUGGCCUGUUUCCGCUUGCUGCGAAAGUGGGUGAUGAGAUUGUUAUUCUGGAAGGGGGGUUUGUGCCUUUUGUACUGAGGAGAGCGGGGGAUGACGGACGUUAUAGGCUGCUUGGGGAAAGCUUUGUCCACAAUGCUAUGAAGGGGGAGCUUUGGGGCGAUGCGAGGUUUCCUCUAGAGGAGAUUUACAUAGUCUAGAUCAAAACGGCCUUCACGGAGAAGACUGCUGGCCUCCCUCAGGUACCGCACUGGCCGAUUGGGCCUCCUUAAAAAUGAUGACUCCCUCUAGUGCCAUGCCUCGCCUGCUUGUUCUCGAUGGAAGGUUUUCAACCGAGGGAGGACAAACAAACUAUCUGCCGUGAUAUUUGAUCUGUCGCAGAAACAGAUGACCAUCGUGUUCUUGUUUGGUCUUUGCUGACAUGAUCAUCGCUCCGUAGAGUAUCACAGACAAGUCA